AUGAUCAGACUAAAAUGGUAAUUUGGAAAAUAUGUUUAUUUCAAAUACAUUCCUAUAUUAGGUGUAAUCUAUAUAUAUAGAUCAUCAUCCAAGAGAGGUAAUCCAUAAUAAUGGUUGAUUGAUAUUAUCCAUAAGCAGCCUGAAGUCAAAUUGAUUAUCUCUAAUUCAGUCACUAAACCUGUAUUUAUUUUAGUGGAUCCUGACUAUUACAAACCAUUGUAUUUAGAUCAUCAAAAUGUAGUAAAGCAUGAUUAAAGUGGUAUCAAAGAGUAUAUUUUUAUUAUUAUGGCUAGUUUUCUUUUAAGCAAAGGUCUCUUAUUUGCAGAAGGAGUCAAAUGGAAGGAAUAAAGAAAUCUUUUAAGUGAUCAUUUUCUUUUUGAAAAAUUAAAGGAAAGAAUUCCAAUGAUAAAUUAAGUAAUAUGCGACAAAAUCAAUUGCAAUAAGAGUGUUAAUAUGAUAUUUUAGUUUAUUUGUUCAAUAACUGGAGAAGUAGUUAUUAGAAGUUUUUUUGGUGAAGAAGCCUAAGGAUGGAAAAUUAAUGGAAAAGAAGCUUAAAUUGAAUUAGGAGAAAUUUUAAAAUCUUUUGUUGUUUUAAGAUUUAGCAAUUUCUUCAUAUAUUUUAAAUAAAAGCUUUUAGGUUUAAAAUCUUGGAAUUAUUGUUUAAAAGCAGAAAAAUAAAUUUUGAAUAGAGUGAUUAAAUUUAAAGAAGAUCUGAAGGAAAUUAUAUCAAGAAGAAAACAAAAAAUAGAAUAAGAAGGGAGUAAAUUGGAAAAUGGAGAUUUUUUGGAUGUAUAUUUAAAUAAAUUAUUGAAAUGUAAAGAAUAAAAUGAAUCUCAAUAAAUUGAUGUUGAAGAUAUUAUUUCAUAAUUUAUUACUCUAUUUUUAGCAGGUACUGAAACAACUGGAGCGUUGGUUUCUAACUCCUUACUCUUUCUAUCUGAAAAUAAAUAGUAUUUAGAAUAAUUAAGAAAUGAAGUCAGAUAACUUGUUGGUGAAGGAGACAUUACAGCUGAUAUUCUUAGUAAAUUAAUUUAUUUAGAAUGUUUUUUAAAAGAAGUUAUGAGACUUAAACCAUCUGUUGUUCAUCCAAUCGUAAGAUAAGCUAAAAUUGAUAUUUAAAUCAAAGAUUUAUUUAUUAAAAAAGGAUCCUAUAUUCUUCUAGGUAGUUUUUUAGCAAAUAUCAAUUCAAAUCAUUAUGAAAAACCUUUAGAAUUUUAUCCAUAAAGAUGGUUACAAUAAAAGCCAAUCUCAAAAGAUAAUGGGUUUGUUAAUAUUCCUUUUGCUGCUGGAGGUAGAAAUUGUAUAGGAUAGCAUAUGGCGAUGAUAGAAGCGAAAAUUAUAUUAGCUCAUAUUAUCAGAAGAUAUAAUAUUUCAAAUAAUCUAGAAAUAUCUAAAAUUAAUUGGUUAUCCAGAGGCAUUCAAACUUAUUUACCUGAUAAUGCAAUAUACCUUCAAAAAAUAGAAUGA
This is a messenger RNA of Paramecium sonneborni, 1467 nucleotides long. The record is from the annotation of a GenBank genome assembly. NCBI's taxonomy places the organism in Eukaryota, Ciliophora, Oligohymenophorea, Peniculida, Parameciidae.